Amphimedon queenslandica is the source of this 797-nucleotide messenger RNA. Its product is annotated as G-protein coupled receptor 161-like. Gene Ontology annotation, cellular component: membrane. The transcript is spliced from 3 exons. NCBI's taxonomy places the organism in Eukaryota, Metazoa, Porifera, Demospongiae, Haplosclerida, Niphatidae. Gene Ontology annotation, molecular function: G protein-coupled receptor activity. Bases 66 to 797 code for a protein of 243 amino acids. Gene Ontology annotation, biological process: G protein-coupled receptor signaling pathway. The record is from RefSeq and is a predicted model, not a curated record.
AUGAAUCAGUUAGUGGGUGGAUACUAUUAUAAUGCUGUUCAACAACAAGAAGAGAUAAACUAACAAUGGAGGAUCAGAACAACAACUUUACUCUAGGUGCUGAUAUCAAUGGCCCCCUACUAGCAGCAGUUAUCAGUAUAGAGAUGAUAGGAGGACUCAUUGCUAACUCAUUUGUACUCAUACUGACUAUAUGCCAUAUAAAGACUUGGAAACAACCCUCUACUAUAUUCCUUACUAACAUGCUGAUAUCUAACCUCCUGAUUGUCCUCUUUGUGAUGCCUUUUGCAAUACUUACUUGUUCCAGUGGCCAGUGGUUACUAGGGAAGACAGUGUCUGAAAAGGAAGCAACCUGUAAAGCUAAUGCAUACACUAAUAUGUCCAUAUACAUCAUAGCAACACUGAGUCUGGUACUACUCUCCUUUGAUAGAUACUUCUUCAUAGUAAAGUCCUUUGCUUAUCAAAAACACAUGACAUCCAAUAAAGCAGUUAUAAUCAUCAUCAUAUCUUGGAUAUUAGGACCAGCCCUCUGUACUCCUCCAUUGUAUGGGCUGGGAACGACUGAGUUCUCAAACAGUUUUGGUAUCUGCAUACCUACCUUUAACAAAGAACCAGGCCUUGCUAUAUACAUACUAGCAAUGACCCUCACUUUUAUCGCAGUUGCUCUGAUUGGACCUUUCCUUCCCCUACCCCAACAGCUUUAUGCAGCUACUUGUGUCCUGAUCUUUAUGAUUACAAUCCUCAUUCCACUGGCUCAAGUCUACUUCAGGUGUGAAAUAUUCUUUUUGUGGUUGUUCUAG